Molecule: messenger RNA, 597 nt
Organism: Gongylonema pulchrum
Lineage: Eukaryota; Metazoa; Nematoda; Chromadorea; Rhabditida; Gongylonematidae
Source: the annotation of a GenBank genome assembly
AUGAUUCUGGAAGUGAUAUUUUCGCAGCUGAUGCGAUUACCAGAUCCGGCAUCAUUGCCACUUUUCUAUGGCAGUAUUAUUCUCGAGCUAUGCAAAACAAAGAAUAUGCCACAGCGAAUUGCAACAAUGCAUAUGACAUGUGUCGACCGGUUUGUUGACUGGUUUAGUUACCACAUGUCCAAUUUUGAAUACCGCUGGUCCUGGGCCGACUGGGAUGAUUGUUUGGUUUUGAAUCAGCACGCACCGAAGCGUUAUUUUGUUAAGGAAGUUAUCGAGAAAUGUAUGAGGUUUUCAUAUCGCGAAAAGAUUUCUGAAUGCUUGCCGGAUUCGUUCGAAGAGAUAGCACCAGAAUAUCCGUUAAUCUCUUAUUCAGUGGAUGAAGAGGAGCGAAGUGUGAAAGAACUAGUUGCACAAAUUGAAAAUGCAUUCCGAAACAAAGCAACACCGGAGGAACUGACGGAAAUUUUGCAGGAAUUCAGUCGACAAGAAGGCAGCGGCGCUUUGACGGCGCUGUCGACAUUCUUCGCUGUCCUGUUGAAUUCGGCGAAAAAAACCUUUAGUCACAAUUUUGCAGCUAUGACCAAGUAUCAUGUUUAA